GGUCAAUGUAUGUACCUAUAUUGUAUGCAACUCUACGCUCCGUAGUAGUACUUUAGAAUAUAAUGUGCGUCACGUUCUAUUCGAGUCCUUACAUUUUUUGACAUUUAUUUGCUUAAAAGUCUCCGUGUAACGGGAUGUUGUUUUCCUCCAUGAUGGCAGCUGUGUGAUGUUAUGGUUUUUACGCUACUAAAGCUUUAAUUCCUUGAAAACGUUCGAAUCAAAUGGUGUACAUUAUAAUAGGAAAGUGAACCAACUAGUGUGAAUGUGCAAGUGUUGCGAAUAAUGAGUGCAUGACAUGGUAGUUAGAUGCGGAGUGCGGGAGCAGAGCAUGGUAGCGAUAGAUGAUAUCGGGUGUGUGAGGGACCAGCAGCGGCGGAAGUAGUAGGAUGCCGUGCGAGAACUGUGGUGUGCAGUUCAGCGUGUUUCGGCGCAAGCGCGCGUGCUCAGAGUGUGAGCGGCUGUAUUGCGCGGCGUGCCUGCGACGCAGCGGCGGUAUGUGCGCGCCGUGCCGUGCAAUUUCCACGCGUCCACUGGCGCGCAAUAACAUCGCGCACCUCAAAGUCCGUGAUCUGCAGUGCUUCCUACAGCGCCAGAAUGUCUCCACUCGCGGUUGCGUCGAGAAAGAAGAGUUAGUCUCACUUUGCGUGCAUCAUGUGAACAGUACGGCGUACCGGCGGCGAGGACCGCACCCCGAGGGCUCCCCUUUCUCCUCCUUCAAAGGCUUCACCAACAACAUCAAUGACUUCAUCAGCUCUGCCUUGGACCUGCGCAACCAACCCUCAAGCCAGCAACCAACUGUUCCUAACAGCACGUGUGUGAAUGCAGCGCAUGCGCACGCUCCGCCGGGCAGCGCCGGAGGCGGCGGCGCUUGGACGGCCCGAAGGGAGCGCUUCACUACCAGACCAGGGGGCGAGCCGGACAUCCGCGUGCCCGUGCCGGCCUCCGAGUCGCCCAGCGAGUCGGAGGCCAGUGCGCGCGUCGACACUGCCGACUGCUUCGAGAUCGAAGACAUCGACGACGCGGGCUGGGAAUUUGUCACGCGUCCCGCCGAACCCCUGCCCAAUGACUCGGAGGUGCUGAUGACGGCCAACGAGGAGCGCGCGGAGGCCCCGGCGGGGCCGGCCUCGCUGCGGCGCGCCGCCUCCGAGCUGCAGCUGCGGCAGAACGACGGCGCGCACUCGCCCGACGCCGCCAGCCUGCAGGACGAGCCGCUGCUGGACGACACGCCCGCGACUCCGAAGAAGGUGGACCUGGAGAGCUUCCGGAGCGCGCAGGAGCUGGAGCUGCUGAACGUGAAGCAGCUGAAGGAGCUGCUGACGCGCAACCGCGUGGAGUACCGCGGCUGCCUGGAGCGCGCCGAGCUGCUGGAGCGCGCCACGCGCCUGUGGCGCGACCACGCCCAGUACCGGGACGAGGUGGACAACCUUCCCCUGGAAGAGUGCUGCAAAAUCUGCAUGGCGGCGCCGCUGGAGUGCGUGCUGCUGGAGUGCGGGCACAUCGCCGCCUGCACCGCCUGCUCCAAGCAGCUGGCCGAAUGCCCCAUCUGCCGCCAGUACGUGGUGCGCGCCGUGCGCUUCUUCCGCUCCUGAGCCCGUCCGCCGCCGAGGGCCGAGCGCCCUCCGCCCCCGCGCCCUCCCGCGGCCCCCCCG
Hyposmocoma kahamanoa is the source of this 1649-nucleotide messenger RNA. Its product is annotated as E3 ubiquitin-protein ligase rififylin. Gene Ontology annotation, biological process: negative regulation of extrinsic apoptotic signaling pathway via death domain receptors; protein K48-linked ubiquitination; proteasome-mediated ubiquitin-dependent protein catabolic process. NCBI's taxonomy places the organism in Eukaryota, Metazoa, Arthropoda, Insecta, Lepidoptera, Cosmopterigidae. Gene Ontology annotation, cellular component: plasma membrane; cytoplasm. Bases 387 to 1589 code for a protein of 400 amino acids. The transcript is spliced from 7 exons. The record is from RefSeq and is a predicted model, not a curated record. Gene Ontology annotation, molecular function: ubiquitin protein ligase activity.